Molecule: messenger RNA, 1061 nt
Organism: Seriola aureovittata
Lineage: Eukaryota; Metazoa; Chordata; Actinopteri; Carangiformes; Carangidae
Gene: ak6
Product: adenylate kinase 6
Exons: 6
Coding region: 169-693 (174 amino acids)
Cellular component (GO): cytoplasm; nucleus
Molecular function (GO): ATP hydrolysis activity; ATP binding; AMP kinase activity
Source: RefSeq, a predicted model, not a curated record
CGUGAAGUCUCCGUUGGCGGCAUUGUUUGUGUGUAUAAGGUCUGCUGCUGCUGCUGCUGUUGAGGCCGUUGUGACGACAACCAGAUAGUUGUACAAUUCUCUCAUUUUGUCAGCUUUUUUUUUUAUACAGGUGGCGUCAUCCAGACACGUGCUGGCUGCUUGAGAGCUAUGAAGAUGAGGAAGAGACCGAACAUUCUGCUAACAGGAACCCCUGGUGUUGGAAAGACCACUUUAGGAAAGGAGCUCGCCCAGCGGACAGGACUAAACUAUGUCAACAUAGGAGACCUGGCCCAGGAAGGACAACUUUAUGACGGCUAUGAUGAGGAGUACCAGUGUCCGAUUCUGGAUGAGGACAGGGUGGUGGAUGAGCUGGAUGAAAAGAUGAUAGAGGGCGGUGUGAUUGUCGACUAUCACGGCUGCGACCUGUUUCCUGAACGCUGGUUUCACAUCGUCUUUGUCCUCCGCACAGACAACACUCAGCUGUUCACACGGCUAGAGAACAGGGGUUACUCUGGGAAGAAGCUGCAGGACAACGUGCAGUGUGAGAUCUUUCAGACAAUCUAUGAGGAAGCCAUGGAGGCCUACAAAGAGGAGAUCGUCCACCAGCUGCCCAGCAACAGUCCUGAAGACCUGGAUCACAACCUGGAGCAGAUAGUGCAGUGGACUGAGCAGUGGAUGAAGGACCACAACUAGAGGCUCGACUCUGUCUGCUGGGCUCCAGUGGCAGGAUUGUCAGCAAACAUUAUUUGGACGAUUAAACAUGAAUUGUUAUUAUCUGCAUCUACAUUAUCUGCAAUCUGCAUUUAUUUUCAUAAAUUUUGAUGACAGAAGAUAUUAAGUAUGAGCUCUUUCUUCAGGGGCCUGUUUCACCUGCCUGGAGUGUGCAGGGAGAUUACUGUUUUAAACACAGUAAAAAAAACACUGGGACUUUGUGACACUAGCUGUCUGAUUACCUAUUGUAUGGAUUUUAAAUAGUGAAAGCUAGUGUCAUAUCAAAGUAUCAUGCACUGCUGCAUGCUUGUCAAACAUUUUUGUAAAUAAAUGAGCAGUGAGAAACAGAA